UUAGGUACAGGUGUGCAUUGAGGACACAGCCAGCACGUUCAUUAAGAGGGCUGAUAUUGGUUCUCUGUGUCACCCAAGCUUGUUUUUACAAAAUUUUAUUUUGUCUCUUUUUUAUUAUGAUAGGGACUGUAAGGGACUGAAAACGUGUGAACAAGCACCAAGUCAGAAGGCGCACUAAGUGCGUCCUAUUAGGGUUUCUAUUAGAAGAAGUUCAGGUCAGGCAGUGCUGAGCCUCAAUCCACACCACUGAGCUGCUCCUGUUUGCUCACAAACACGGGAUUACUGCACGAGCAGUGAAAACGGGAAAGGUCUUUUUUUUUUUUUUUUUUUUUUUUACCAACAAUGGACAAAAUGCGACACAACCUGUCUAUCUGUCAAACUGAGUUUAUCAGCAUUUGUGUUCGGGAUCCAAGGCUUCAUAAAGAUGACCUCUGGCACACACACGUUGACUAUGAGAUCUGUAUACAUACCAAUAGCAUGUGCUUUCGAAAGAAGACUUCCUGUGUAAGACGGCGUUACAGCGAGUUUGUUUGGCUGCGUCAUUGUCUGGAACAGAAUGCUCUGAUCAUGGAGUUACCCAAGUUGCCGCCCUGGAAUCCUUUCUUCAGCAUUAAGAACACAGAGCAGGUCUUUCAGAGGAUGAAGGGCUUCCAGGAGUUUUUAGAAAGUGUUCUUUAUAUGCCAUUGUUGCUAUCAGACAGUCGACUCCAUCUGUUCCUCCAGUCAGACCUCAGCAUCACAAAGAUGGAAAGGUGUGCCAUUGGUAAGACCAGGUACACAGUGGCUGAAGCCAUACAGCGUUCCAGCAGCGGUUACAUCAGCAGACAGGAGAACAAGGCCAGCUGUGACUCUGACUGUGAAAGCUCUUCUUCGUCAGGCUUCGGACUGAGUGUGGACACUCAUGUGAGAGUGAGCCCCAUCCCCUUCUUGGAGUCUUGACAGAGACCCGAAGCUGUUCAGCUGUCCUCGGAACUCCUUAUCAGACUCUUUGCGCCCUGACACACAGCAGUUGUGCUUGAUCAACUGGUUUGUGAUACAUGGAGCUAUUGCUUUCCUUAACUUCCAAAGAUUACAAACUUUGCUUUUAGCCAUUUGUUUAGUUCAUUAUUCCCCUUUCAGCAUUUGUUUUAAUAAUUUGCUUAAGUUUUCUCUUCAAGCAUGUAAUUGAGAUUUAACUUGGCGUGCUUGGGAGGGGAAAAAAAGUUUUUAAAAGAUUUGAUUUCUUAAAUAUUUACAAUGUAUAUAUUUUUAUCUGCACUGAAGCUGUACUGAGAUUAGCCAGGGAUACGUCUUGAAUUGUCGACCAGAUUUUAAGAAUCAUUUGAAU
Molecule: messenger RNA, 1327 nt
Organism: Anoplopoma fimbria (sablefish)
Lineage: Eukaryota; Metazoa; Chordata; Actinopteri; Perciformes; Anoplopomatidae
Gene: snx10a
Product: sorting nexin 10a
Exons: 7
Coding region: 343-939 (198 amino acids)
Biological process (GO): intracellular protein transport
Molecular function (GO): phosphatidylinositol binding
Source: RefSeq, a predicted model, not a curated record